Messenger RNA from Diuraphis noxia (Russian wheat aphid), 2316 nucleotides. It is a transcript of the gene Cyp18a1, whose product is annotated as Cytochrome P450 18a1. Gene Ontology annotation, cellular component: cytoplasm; intracellular membrane-bounded organelle. Lineage: Eukaryota; Metazoa; Arthropoda; Insecta; Hemiptera; Aphididae. Gene Ontology annotation, molecular function: steroid hydroxylase activity; heme binding; iron ion binding. The record is from RefSeq and is a predicted model, not a curated record. Gene Ontology annotation, biological process: xenobiotic metabolic process.
AAAAGUGAUCCCAACUCUUCGAUUCCGACGCCACACACCGUCUCUUGCGUAAACACUGGCUGAAGAGUAUAUUACACUUAUACGCGCUGCAGCUAUUCAGCUAUAUCACACACGCGCGCACACACACACACACACAUAUUAUAUUAUUUUUCCUAAUUAUAAUUGUUAUAAUAAUAUAUAAUAUAUUUUAUUAUAUUAUCUGUUUUGCGUACCGUUCGGGUGUGUAUUAUUCGUCGGUAUAUAUAUGAAAAAAAAAAAUUAAUUAAAAUACGAUACAUAUUUUUACCGUCCGUCACAAACGUCGCCCAAAAAUACAUAUUCGCCCGUUCGCGUCGGGUAAUUACAUCGGAUCUCCGCGCAGUGGAGGCGGCGUGGUAAGAUGACGACCGAGAUCAUGUCGGACAGCGAUGGAUACAGCCGCGAACUGUGGCUGAACGCGGUGGCCGCGGCGCUGGGUUUGACCUACUCGGCGUACCGGCAGCUCCGGGCCGCCAGGACGCUGCCGCCCGGGCCGUGGGGCGUACCGUUCUUGGGGUACGCGCCGUUCUUGUCCAACCACUGCACGUACCUCAAGUACAACGAGCUGGCCCGCCGGUACGGGCCCAUAUGCUCGUUCACGCAACGCGGCAACACGGUCGUACUGCUCAGCGACCACAAGCUCAUCAAGACCGCGUUCGACAUGAAGCAGAUCACCGGCCGUCCCAACGACGGGUACAUGGACAUCAUCGGCGGAUACGGAGCCGUAAACAGCACUGGGAAGUUAUGGGAGUCGCAAAGGAAGUUUUUGCACUUGGUACUUCGAAAUAUGGGGAUGACGUUCACGGGCCACAACAGGUUGAACAUGGAAAAUCGAAUAAUGAUCGAAGUAUCCACGCUAAUGGAAAUGUUUCACAACACUUGCGCCAAACCAAUAGAUCUAAAUGCCGGUUCGUUGUGCCUUGCCAUCACCAACGUGAUUAGUUCGUUGACGAUGAGUGUUCGAUUCGAACCGAACGACCCGCGUUUCGAGCGGUACAUGCACAUGGUCGAAGAAGGUUUCAAGCUUUUCGGCAUGUUGAGGCCGGUGAGUUUGUUUUUGCCGAGACGUCACAUUACUGACGAACGGAGCAUACAGGAAAAAAUCAAGAACAACCAUCGCGAGAUCGCCGGGUACUUUCAAAAUAUCAUCGAGGAGCACAAGAGCACGUUCGAUCCGAAUUGCAUUCGAGACCUGGUCGACGCCUAUCUGUUGGAGAUAAAUCGCUCCCAGGAAGCCGGCACGGUGGAUCAACUGUUUCAGGGUUUGGACCCCAACAGGCAGGUACAACAAAUUCUCGGCGACUUGUUCUCGGCCGGCAUGGAGACCAUCAAGAAUACGAUUUUAUGGGCCAUGGUGUACAUGCUCCAUUAUCCGGAUGUGAUGACCAAGGUGCAAGACGAGAUCGAUUCGGUAGUGGGUCAAUAUAAAUCACCGGUGCUCGACGAUUACCCCAAUUUACCUUAYACACAGGCUACCUUAUACGAAGUACUGCGGAAAUCGAGUAUCACGCCUUUGGGCACAACACACGCAACCACCAGUGAUGUAACACUCAAUGGUUACCAUAUACCGACCGGCGCUCAGAUCAUACCUUUACAACAUUUUGUGCACAACGACCCGAACUUAUGGGACGAACCGGAGGCGUUCAAGCCGGAGAGAUUUAUAAAUGCCGAAGGCAAAGUGAAAAAACCCGAUUGUUUUUUACCUUUUGGAGUCGGUCGGAGAAAAUGCCUGGGUGAGACAUUAGCUCAGAUGGAACUAUACUUGUUCUUUUCGACCUUGUUACACGAGUUCGACGUGUGUUUACCGGAUGGUGACGAAUUACCUAGCAUGGACGGUCAAGUCGGUAUCACACUGACUCCACAAUCGUUCAAGGUCGUCAUGAAAGCGCGCAAAAAGUAGAUUUCAUUUCAUUAUUAUUCUCAGAUCCUCUCAUUUAGGUUGUUCAUGUAUUUUUAAUGGAAUAUUAUGUAUUUAUUAGAAUAAUAUUCCAUAAUUAUUGUUUGGAAAUGUUUCAUUAUUUAUUUACCAAUUACACAUGGUUCCCUAUAAAUUAUAUAUAUUAUCUAAAAUGUCAUUUAAGACCAUACUAUUUAUUGAUUAGCUAGUUUAGUUUAAUUUAUACUGUUUUAGAAAAUAACGAUUGUAUUUGUUUAUUUUAAGUAGUUACAAGUGCAUGCUUUCCUAUAUUGAUAUGUUUAUGUACUAUGUACUUAGUGCCAUAUUUACCAUUUUUUUUUUUUAUGUAAAUUAUUUUAUGUAGUUUUAGAUUCUGAGCGGAGCGAGGAAUGUAUUGGUUU